Oncorhynchus nerka (sockeye salmon) is the source of this 4196-nucleotide messenger RNA. Its product is annotated as vesicle transport protein SEC20-like. Gene Ontology annotation, molecular function: SNAP receptor activity. The coding region runs from base 2274 to 2735 and encodes 153 amino acids. Gene Ontology annotation, cellular component: endoplasmic reticulum; SNARE complex. NCBI's taxonomy places the organism in Eukaryota, Metazoa, Chordata, Actinopteri, Salmoniformes, Salmonidae. Gene Ontology annotation, biological process: retrograde vesicle-mediated transport, Golgi to endoplasmic reticulum. The transcript is spliced from 3 exons. The record is from RefSeq and is a predicted model, not a curated record.
UUAGUAGAUGGGGGUAGAAUAAAACAAUGGGUAUUGAGAAUGGCUUUGAGUAUGAAGUUACAUUUUGGAUUAUGUAUCAAAACUAUCAAUACACCCUGUCACUCCAACAUACAGGUGUCCUUCCAAGCUCAGUUGAUGGAGAGGAAGGAAACCACUGAGGGAUUUCACCAUGAGGCCACUGGUGACUUUAAAACAGGUUUUUAAUGGUUGUGAUUGGAGAACUGAGGAUGGGUCAACAACAUUGUAGUUACUCCACAAUACUAACCUAAAUGACAGCGUGAAAAGGAAGCCUGUACAGAAUGAGGCACUAAACUAAUAUUGAAAAAAAUGUACUUUUGGUCCUGAAUACAAAGCAUUAUGUUUGGGGGCAAAUCCAACACGUCACUGGGUACCACUCCUCAUAUUUUCAAGCACGGUGAUAGCUGCAUCAUGUUAUGGGUAUGCUUGUCUAGAGUUCAUUUUUUUGAUCAAAAGAAAAGGAGUAGAGCUAAGCACAGGCUAUGUCUUAGAGGAAAACCAGGUUCAGUUUGCUUUCCAACAGACACUGGGAGACAAAUCCACCUUUUAGGAGGACAGUAACCUAAAACACAACAGUGGUUAGCUAGCUUGGAGGAAGUAUUUAGUGUUGUGGGCAUUGCGUCUGUCACUUCGGUAGCUACCAUCCCAUAGCCUUCACUGCCUAAGAAGUGUGACUGGCUCAUCGUGGAUGUACAGAGAAAAUGCCCCUCUUUAUGCUCCCCUUCGUGGAGGUUUGUGCUCUCUGAUUGGCUCAAAGUCAAGUUGUUGGCUACUGACAACCAUUGCUGUAGGUUCGUUGCUACCGGUUCGGCACGCAGCAGGUAGCGCGUUUGUUCUAGCGAGACAAGAAACGGCCUCCUACUGUAAUAAGUACAUAUUGGCAGUCUAUCAGCAGCAAGAUUAUCGUGUUUCAUGCUUUAGGGUUAGUAUAUAGUUAGCUUAAAUGUUACUGAUAGUCUAAAGAGCAUCUACAGAUGGACUAUCCAAAUAAACUGUUAGUCAUUUCAUUUAAUUUAAUUUAACCCUUAUUUUACCAUGUAAAUUGACUGAGAAAACAUCCUAAUUUACAGUAAUGACAUGGGUAAUAGUUACAGGGGAGAGGAUGGGGGAUGAAUGAGCCAAUUGGAAGCUGGGGAUGAUUCAUCCUUAGUUAGUUAUCAGUCGACUUAAAACUCUGGACAAUUUUAGUCUAGUUUUAGUCACUUAGUCAGUGCGUUUUGUCUAUUAAAUAACGAAUAUUUAGGCUACCUCUAAUUUCCACCACGUGCCUUGUCCAACUAGGCCUCGUAUACCUUAGCUGGCAACAUUUGAUAUUGUGGCAGAUUAUAACCAAUGCCAGCCGUAAUUAACCAUAUAGUCUAUAAAGGCUUGGCUACAGGUUAAACAAUUUACAGCUCUAAUUUUCUUUCCAUCAUAACCGUCAAGGGGUUAAAUUCCAGUGGUUUCAUUGAAAGGGGGAUUUGAGUUUUACAAAAAUGCCAGAAGCAUUACUGGACUUUUAAUAGUCAACAAAUAGCAUUAAUUUUUCCCAUAUGAAAAAAUUAACCACAUGUCGCAUUUCCUGACUGCAGCAUGAGAGCGGCAACACAGAUGAAUGAAUAACAGCGCACAUGGGGAAAUAGCUUCUGAUGUGAUCAAAGAGUGACUGAAGUGACUGCCUGGUGGCUGUGUGGCAGAGCCGGGCAGAUCAGCUCAAUCAGACCGCGCAACUGAAAUGUGUCAAUUCUGCCAAUGAGAGGAUUGCAUGAAAUAUUUUGCUUGCAUGUUUCUGAUUGUACAAAAUGUAUGAAAAAAUGCUUCAUGACAAAUUAAAUGUCCAUUAUGCUGUUGUGGAAUUCUCUUUUCGUCACAUUUUUGUUGACUAAAAUGAAAAGGUAAUGGGUUUUUUUCACAGGGCGCCACGUUAUCAUAGUUCUAAUCAGGAAAAAUAGGUACUUGACGAGUAUUUUUCGUCAUAGUUAUUGUUGACGAAUUGAACAGUGUUUGACUGGACCUAGAUCAGAUGGGGAGGGAGCAGGACAAGGAGUCAGACAAACUGGCUCUACUCAGUGAGGUGGACAGACACCGCAGGCAGAUGCUCAGGUAAAAUAGCAUGGUAGGAGUGUGGAUUAGCACGGUAGGAGUGUGGAUUAGCAUGGUAGGAGUGUGGAUUAGCAUGGUAGGAGUGUGGAUUAGCAUGGUAGGAGUGUGGAUUACUGCUGUUGCUUCAGUACUGAAUCCAGUCUGUACUGCAUAAACUGUAUGCAAGCAUCCCAAUGAAACGGUGUGUUUUCUAUCCCUACAUUAACCAGACAGUAUGGAAGAAAGCCAACCUGGCCAGUAAACUGUCGCUGGACAACCUGGAGAAGGAAUCUCUUCUCUAUGGAGGAGAUAGUGAAUUUAGACAACGAAAGGUGACCAAAGAGGGCCUGGCCCAGACGUCCAGUGACAUCACAGAGAGCCGGAUGAGCAUCAGCCAGAUGAUGUCACAGCAGGUGACGCAGAGCGAGGAAUCCAUAACCAUGCUGGCAACCUCGUCUCAGGCAGUCCUGGAGAUGAAUGAUGAGUUUAAGACCAUGACCGGAACCAUCCAGCUGGGGAGAAAGCUCAUCACUAUGUACAACCUCAGGGAGCUCACUGACAAACUGCUAAUCUUCCUCGCUCUCAUACUCUUUCUCACCGCGAUCUUCUACAUCCUCAAGAAGAGAUUAUUUUUCCUCCAGACCAGACACAACUAACUUUAACUAAGUUACUUUUAGAGCAACUUUGAUUCGAGUAACUAUGAUCAUAUAAGAUAAUUUAUGACAUAUGUGAGUCAUGUGAGAUAAGUAUUGUAACAUUAACAUACUGCUUAUGAAUGUAAAUCCAAAUCAACAUUUUAAAGACUUGUGCACACACACAGUAGAAAUGGCUUUGGGGAUAAGCCUAUUUUAAACAUGAUUUGUUCGUCAUGGAAGGAAUAUCAGCUGUUUGCAAUACUUAGAGGAAAGUUUGAUGGUUAAUGUAACCAAUUGUUAUGAUUAUCAUGUUACUGUAUUAUUCCAUCGCAGGAAGUUAAAGCUGUUGCCCAGUUAUUUAUAUCCUGCUCUGAAAGAGAAAUAAAUGUAUUGUAGUAGUUGCCUUAUUUAAUGCAGAUAACAUUUUCGCCUGACCAUUAUUUAAAGUAUAGGGAUGCAUGUCAAUGUGUAACACAUUCUCUGUAAUGUAAUCAGUUUUUGAACAAAACGUUGACUUUAUUAAAUAGUGUAAAAAUAAACAAAAAUGAAUCUCCAAGCAGCAGUGUGGACAUGUAGGAUGUACAUAUCACCCACACAAGUUUCAGUGACUCUGGUCUAGCAUCUGGUCGUCAGUAUUUCCUUACGGAGCUAGCUGGCUUGGCUCAGCAGUGGUGAGGCCUGCUCUCAGUAGCUGGCAGCAGGUUGUACUGUACUGGGUACAGUGCUGACCAACCAGGGCAGAAAAGCUAGCAGCAGGGUGAACAGUACUGGGUACAGUGCUGACCAACCAGGGCAGAAAAGCUAGCAGCAGGGUGAACAGUACUGGGUACAGUGCUGACCAACCAGGGCAGAAAAGCUAGCAGCAGGGGGAACUGAGCAGCCCAGGCACCAGGGCAGAAAAGCUAGCAGCAGGGGGAACUGAGCAGCCCAGGCACCAGGGCAGAAAAGCUAGCAGCAGGGGGAACUGAGCAGCCCAGGCACCAGGGCAGAAAAGCUAGCAGCAGGGGGAACUGAGCAGUCCAGGCACCAGGGCAGAAAAGCUAGCAGCAGGGGGAACUGAGCAGCCCAGGCACCAGGGCAGAAAAGCUAGCAGCAGGGGGAACUGAGCAAGCCCAGGCACCAGGGCAGAAAAGCUAGCAGCAGGGGGAACUGAACAGCCCAGGCACCAGGGCAGAAAACAAAUCUGAAAAGUUGUGGCAGUAAUCACAUAGUCACCGAUAAGGAACCAUGCAUCUCUGCCUUUCUUCAGAUAAGACCCAGAAAAGCAGAUUACUCUGACCCGUAUCCCUCUCCUGCUCCCUUUCUUUCCACCGGGGGUGGAGGGUGGGGGGGUAUUUUUAGGUUGGCGUGGACCUGUUAUCUGACGUUGCCUUUUCAACACUUUGUAAGGGAUGUGUGUAGAGGGGGGCUGGUAGCUGCAUGACCUCUCCACCCUCUUUAUGGUGAUGGUCUCACAUGUAAUUUGGGAAAUAUAAAUCUGUU